CCCAACUUCACAUUACAACCUGGGGCUGGGAUUGCGCGCCCCCACUGAGAUCCGCUAGGAAGAGAGCGUCCGUGCGCCUCCUCGGUCCGUUCGGCGGGGGCGUCGCGGACUACACAUCCCAGCAUGCUCCGCCGGCCGCGGGGCAGUGAGGCGCGGUGAGUCAGAGCGCACAGUAAAUAUUUGUAUUAGCCGGGGCCGGCUCGCUAAUGGUGGACGCGUGAGGCGAGCGCGCAGGGAGGCCAAAGCGGGCUGCGCGGCGGCGCCAUGUCCGUGAACAUGGACGAGCUCAAACACCAGGUCAUGAUCAACCAGUUCGUGCUGACGGCGGGCUGUGCGGCCGACCAAGCGAAGCAACUGCUGCAAGCGGCCCACUGGCAGUUCGAGACAGCCCUCAGCGCCUUUUUCCAGGAGACCAACAUCCCCUACAGUCACCACCACCAGAUGAUGUGCACUCCCGCCAAUACCCCUGCCACGCCCCCCAACUUCCCUGAUGCCCUCACCAUGUUCUCCCGUCUCAAGGCCUCCGAAAGCUUUCACGGUGGAGGCAGCAGCGGCAGCCCAAUGGCCACGUCGGCCACAUCACCCCCACCGCACUUCCCCCAUGCCACUGGCAGCUUCACAACACCCAGCUGGCCAACUGCAGCCUCGCCCCCAGGAGGCCCACAGCACCACCAGCCGCAGCCGCCACUGUGGACUCCGGCACCCCCUUCCCCAGCUUCAGACUGGCCUCCUCUGGCCCCCCAACAGGCCACCUCAGAACCAAGAGCCCACCCUGCCAUGGAGGCAGAGAGAUAAGGGAGGCCCCUCCCCCCUCCCGGAGGCCAGAACCCCGUGGGGUGGGGGAGAGGAUGUCUCCGUGGGCCCCUUCACCCCUCCUCUGUCUGCACCCCUAUAUCCCAGAGCCCUGGAGGGGAGAGACUGGACUCUAGCCAGGCAGUCAUGUGCCAGCGUGCACAGCUGCACGCACGCAAAUUCACAGCACAGGCACCCCCAGCUCGCAUGGAUUUGACUAAAGUGGCUUGGGUGCCUGGUGGGCAGCACCUUGGAGACCACCCAACCGAAGACUCGCCUGCUUGGCUGCACCACCUGGAGUGUUUCAGAAAAUCACUUGGUGGCAGAGGCAUGGCUGACUCCUGUCUUGGGGCCAGUAGGCCUAGAUCCCCACCCUUGGGAAUGCAGAGCCUUCUCCGCAUGUGUGCGUGUAGCUGUGUCUAUGUAAUUAUAUGUAUGUCGCUCUUCAAAAGCAACCGCGUUUAUGGGGCACCUGGACUUUGCAUGUUAGAGUGAGCCCCAAGCCCCUUGGCCCACCACCCUGCCUUCUGAAAGGCCCUGCCUCACUCCACUUUUCUGCCAGCAUUGCUGUUUCCUGCAAAGGAUUAUGGGAAACUCCAGGACUCUUCUACCCAGCCCCAGCCCCUGCCUGCUGGGGUUCCCUGCAUGCCUCUUCCCCAGAGCCCAGGGGUACCUGGUCCCCAUUUACUACCCCCUUUUAACAAAAGAGAAGAAUUCCAAACCA
Molecule: messenger RNA, 1516 nt
Organism: Acomys russatus (golden spiny mouse)
Lineage: Eukaryota; Metazoa; Chordata; Mammalia; Rodentia; Muridae
Gene: Ubald1
Product: UBA like domain containing 1
Exons: 3
Coding region: 265-795 (176 amino acids)
Molecular function (GO): protein binding
Source: RefSeq, a predicted model, not a curated record